Molecule: messenger RNA, 2208 nt
Organism: Megachile rotundata (alfalfa leafcutting bee)
Lineage: Eukaryota; Metazoa; Arthropoda; Insecta; Hymenoptera; Megachilidae
Source: RefSeq, a predicted model, not a curated record
AUGCCAGAAGCCUUUGUUUAUUUUGUAGUUGUAUCUACAAUCUAUUUCUAUAUUUAUGUGUUUCAUAACAAACUGCAACAACCUCCUUCCUUUUUACAGAUCUACAUAUCACUAGCGAUCCUCAGCGUGUCCGCCAACACCAAAUUCUACGAAGAUCGUUUCAAGUCCCUAGGUCAGCAGGAAUGGAGUGGCAAUCCAGACGCAGCGCACGACUCUUCAGAGUACUCGCCAUCUUACGCUCAGUACCCGAAGAGCCGAGAAAUAUUCGAAUCCUCCGAAUCCUUCGACAGACCCAACAAGGAAUGGUUUUCGGCCUCGGCCAGCAAGCGAGUACCUCUCGAGGACAAGCACUUCAAGAAGAUAAUCUCUCCGUUUUACACCAUCACCGAGAAGGACUCCCAGAAGUAUAGGGACAUCGUGAUGAAGUCGGGCAUCCCCUACUGCCAGGAGAUCAAGACGAAGAAGCCUGGUAAAGAUGGAAGCACGAAGGACAGUAUGACUUGUUACAAAUGCAAGAAUCCUAAGAACGGAGCCACGUACGAGCAAUGUUCGUACGCUUCUCAGCCGACGGCGGAGUCUAGUAAUCAGGAAGAAACCGAUCCCUCAGGGUUCAGAAACAGGAGAUCUAAUUCGGACGAGUCCUCCUAUGGUUAUGGGGACUCUGGCUACAGGAGACACGAUAGUCCUUACAGAUUCAACGAGAAGAUCUUCACGGACGCUUCGGAAGGCGUGCCAGCCGAGUACAAGAACAAGAACGAGAAGUGCGAGAAGGUCUUCAAGGACUCCAUGGUCUGCAUGGUCUGCAAGAACACCAAGAGCAACGCCAAGUACGAGCAGUGCUCCUACGUCCGCCAGCCCAACGAGAAAAGCUACGCCUUCAGCAAAUCCAGCUCCUUCAAGAACCCUGAACGCAAGGAAGACGACGAACACGACGAAGAAUCAGAGAGCAAGCCGGUUAGGGACUCUGUGUUCAAGAAGGAGUCGCAAAAGUCGGAAGAGUCACCCAGUAACUGUAAGGAGGUGCAAAGAGACUCGAAGACCUGUACCGUCUGCAAGGACCCUGAUACCGGAGGAAACUACGAGAAGUGUUCCUAUAGUUACCAGCCGAACGACAAGGUCUACAAGUUCAGCAGCUCCAAGAGCUUCGGGAGUCCCAGAAAAUCGUCGACCGAGGAGGAGCCCGAAUACAAAGACGAUAAACCCGUAGAAAAAGCAGCGAGCGAGUCCGACGAGGAGUACAAGAGAGACUACUCGGUUCCAGAGAAUUAUGAGUACAAACCACUGUACAGUUACCACGCGGCAGCGUCGGAGAACAAGAAAUCCACCGCGGAGGACGAUGAUUCGCUGUCAGGAUACGCGAGGUCCAAGUCCGAAUCCGAAAGGAUCGCCCAAAGCAUCGAGCCAACGCACUGCAAGAAGGUCCAGAAGGGUUCGCUGAGCUGCAAGGUGUGCAAGGACCCGAAAACAGGCAGCAAUUCUGAGCAAUGCUCGUAUGAACAGCAACCAUCCGACAAGAACUAUUCUUACAGCAAGUCCAAGUCGUUUGGAAGCCCCACGAAGACGGAGAACCACGAAGACAAGACCUACGAGGGUUCGGAGACCGAGGAGUCAGAACCUCGCAAGGACAGUUUCGGUUUCUAUGGGGAUUCCGGGAAGGACAGAGAUACUAGGGAGUCUUCUACGAGCGAUGCCGAGACGAAAACCGAAGAGAAGACAGAUCCGAAGAAGGUUGAUGACUUUUCUGAAGCGUUCAAGAAGAAGGCGGAGAUCAAAAAGUUCCUGCAGGAGUUCCAGAAGGAAGACCGCUCGAAUUGUAAAAAAAUGAUGCGUGGUAAGAUGACGUGUUAUCAAUGCGUGGACGACAAAGGAUUCAGGAAAGAGGAGUGUGCUUUCAUCACCGACGGCGAGUUAGCAGAAGACAAGGUGGACGAAGUCGAGGAACCUAGCAAGAAGAUACCCAGAUCUGUGAACGAGAAGGUGGAAGAUGUCCCUGUGGAACCAGAAGCCUCUGCCAGUGAAAAUAUCGAAGUGAGGAAGAAAGAGGAGGUAGAUUCUGGAGCUGGGAAGGAAGCUGAACCUUACGAAUAUGUUGCUGAAACUAGACCCGUGUACGAUAAGGUCCUUGGAAUCACGCUGCCAGCUUAUAUGCUGACCACUUCCGAGCACGAGGAGGAGUUUGAUAGAAUCGUAGCUUCUGAUGCUAACUAG